CAAACUUUUUUACACGUGAGUUUUAUUCAGUGUAUUCAAAGUUUCAGAAGAGAAUAAGAAUGCAAAAAUACAGACCAAGAGGGUUAUUAUUCCAACAGAGUCAUUGUUGUCAAGUAAGCUAUACAAACGGCAACGAAAUCAAAGAAUCCUUCCUUGUUCAAAAAUUUGAGAAGUUUUCACAACUACUGAGGAACGUUGGGAAUUUAUUCAUCCAUAUUUGGAAAUGCUAAUUCGAUUCCAGGUCCAACGCGUUAACGAGCGUCGAAAUGGCGGCUUCAGCGCAAGUCAGUGGAAGGCCACCUUCUGCAUCGCCAAAUAGUUCAUCUAUGGAACUUUUAAAUGUGCUGAGAGGGUUAGCAUCCUGCUCUAAGGGUUGCUUAACUUAUGACUCUGAUUGGAAGCCGACUAAACAAAAUUUGGACGAAUGUUCAAAACCACCUUUGUUGCCCUCAAAUUUGUCGACUGUUUCACCGUCUUCCAUUUCUGUUGGAGCAAAAACCAGUUAUAUUUUAUCGCCAAAUGCCGCAGAAGAGAAAUCAAGAGAUAAAACAAGGCACAGUGAUGAUUUUUCUAUCAGCAGUUUCGCUUCAAGCGUGGAAAGUGACUUAGAAUGCGAGAGAAGUGAACGUUUAAAAAAUGAUGAGUUACAUGUACUUGAAAAAGAACUUCAAGCAAACUUCGACAGUACACAUGUCGCUAUUCAUCAGUACGAAAUAGAAAAGAAGCAUCAAGCAGGAGAAAGGCUGAAUUCUAGAAAAGAGAAAUUUUCGGAGAAUUCAAAAAAACUUCUCGAUGCGAAAAAUCAGUAUUUGAGACAGAAGGAAAAUGAGAGGGUGGAUGAGGUUAUCAAAUCAGUGCAGGCAUUACAGGAAGAUGAACAAAGGAAAAGUGAAGAGGCCAGACUGCGUCAACAGAAACUUGAGCAAUCUCACAGAGAGUUUAAAGAAAGAGCAGCUAGGAAAGUCAAAGAAGUAGAGGAAUUACGGUUAAGAGUGCUUAGGCAAGAACAGCAGAUAAAGAAAGAAUUAAAGAACCUUGAAGUUUCUUGGAACAGCGUUAAAGAAACCGCUGUCAAAAUUCAACAAACAUUCCAAGGUUGUAAAUUUCAGUCAUUGUUACCACCAUCCGUGUCAGAAAUACAGAGAGAAGUGAACAAAGUAUUAGAAGUUACUCAAAACAGUCUUGAUAGUGCUCAUGAAAACGGUCAAGCAACUGAGAUGAAUGUGAAAAUAAUUCAGGACUGUACUGUCCUGAUUCAAAGCUUAUUGCAAAAAGCAAAAACCCUUGUUCAUGAGGCCAAUAGCAAGGCUGCUAAGGAAGAAGCUGAACGCCAGGCUAAAGAAGAAGCAAAAGCUAAAGAAGAAGAAGAAAAGAGACAGCAAGCCUUGAAAGCUUCCAAAGAGAAACAAAGCAACCAGCCAUCAACAGUAACAAGUCAAACUUCAGAUUCCAAGGGACAAUCAAAGCCAGGAAUCUCAAAAGAGCUUUCUUCUUGUAUCUCAGCUGUAGCAUGGAAGGAGUAUUCAAGGUUAGCAUCUUACAAAACUCAGAUUGUUGAGUCUGCUGAGCAGCUGAACACAGACAAAUCAUUGAAGCAGUAUAAAUUUGACCUUCACAAGGCUGUUACUACACCCAUCAAUGCCAUUUCUGACCAGUCACCUAGUCAUCUGCUGGACAAGAUUCAGCGCUUGACCAAACUACUGUCUGGGCAAUCUGUACAAGUUGGAGGAAAACAGAUCUCAAUUUCCAAGCAUUCAGCAGCUAAGCCUUUCUGUAAAGAGCUUCUUGCAAGGAAACUGGUGCAGCAGGGUUCACAACAAGUUUCGUCCAGUCAAAGUUCAGCUUUUCCCAUUGCUGCAGUUAUCACAGGCAUGUGGUCAAGUUUUCCUGAUGUUGGCGAUCUCAUUCUGGCACAAUUCUAUGACCAGUGCCCAUUCCUAGUGCCAUUUUACAUCCCAAGAGCGGCUGAACUGACAGAUGCAGAGUACUUUGCAUCACUUGGUUAUCAGUGUUCAGAGGGAGAGAUUGAAGAGCAGGAUAAGUUCCUUAAGCGCAUGACUGGACUUGUGCGACUGUAUGCAGCUGUUAUCUCUUCCAUACCACCAAGUGGACAAUCAAACCAACACCCUUAUGGACUUAGUAAUGGGUGGACAUGGCUGUCGAGAAUGUUGAACUUAGAGCCAAGACCUGAUUACACUGCUACAGCUCUUUAUGAAUUCCUAGCUGUUGCGGGACAUGCACUGAUGAGGAAGUAUAAAAAACAAUUUGGAAAGUUGCUCAACACGCUAGUGUUAGACUAUGUACCCAAGAUAGAGAAAGUGACAGACAAGGCACAGAGUGGACCUGUUGUGAGAUUGAAGGUGUUUUUAGAAGCAUGUAUCAAAGAUCAGAAGAUUCCUGUGCCUGAUGGCUAUCUUGCUCCACAUUGGUGGCGUUCUUCCAGCUUUUAAAGCCAUGUCUUGAAAGUGCUUUCUUGAAGAACAAUAUUUGAAUAAAAAUUAUGUAGCUCCCAUGCUUAGGCUCAGUGAAGGACCAGUGUUCAAUGCAGAUGCUGAUUUGGAUCACUGUGCAAUCAUUGUGCAAUCUUUUGCUUUUUCACAGUCAGCCAAAACUACACUGACAUACUCUCAUCUCAGCCUUGAUCAUUAUUUCAGACUUGUCCACAACUACUUGAAGUAUGUUUUCAUUGCAUGGGGUAUGCGUUGGAGCAUGUUCUGCGUUAUGUAGGUUGCAUUCAGUCAGACUUGGUAGUGUUCAAAUGGAGAACACAAGAGACAAUGGGCAUGCAAAAUUUGCCUUUUGCCCUAUCAAUAUACGAACACCAGGAAGAUGAGUGAAAGUCAAGGGACUGGUUGUAGUCUUCAAAUAUUGUGCAUAACUCCAUGUGUCUCAUCUAGUGAGUUGGUCAUCUAUUGAAAUCUUUGCAUUAAAGACUACCAAUAAUCAGAGGCUUUUAAAACUGCUUAAUAACCGUAGGAAAUGCCAUUGGAGUCAAUCUUAGUAUCAAACUAGUGCAAAUCUAAGUAUAAAAUAAUUUACUUGAUGACUGAUGAGUUUCCUUAAGUUUUGAAUAAAGAUACCAAUAUUUUUUCUUGAAUUGUCUAGAAGUAUUUCAACUAGGAAACAGAGACAGGGCUUGAAAAAAACUUGAAUUCCAGGUUUCCCUUAGGACAUUCAAGUAUCUCUCAAAUAUUGCUUGCUCUCGUUAAGUCUUAGUUUGUUCUUUUAAGGUGAUUUCCUAGUAAAAGAACCCGCCAUAGAUUUGCGAUGAAACUUGGUAUGCUGUUGUUACAGGACAAGGAGAUAUUAGAAACGCAGUAAAAGGAGGGGGUCACCCGGCGUGCUUGUUUUCACGCCUCAAUGCUGACAAAUUCGGUUAUUUAGGUGACUUUUGGUAAUCUCCGUGCACAACAAAUCAGUUUGAUUAGUUUUCAAUGCAGCAUGUUAUAUCACACAGAGUUUGACUUUCUUUGAUUGUUUAUUCAUCUACGUCUCAGAAAAAAUGUCUUCAA
This is a messenger RNA of Orbicella faveolata, 3512 nucleotides long. Its product is annotated as mRNA export factor GLE1-like. Gene Ontology annotation, molecular function: phospholipid binding; inositol hexakisphosphate binding; translation initiation factor binding. Gene Ontology annotation, biological process: poly(A)+ mRNA export from nucleus. The record is from RefSeq and is a predicted model, not a curated record. Lineage: Eukaryota; Metazoa; Cnidaria; Anthozoa; Scleractinia; Merulinidae. Gene Ontology annotation, cellular component: nuclear pore; cytoplasm; nuclear pore cytoplasmic filaments.